ACUAUUAAUAUUAAAAUAAUUUGUUGGACCGCAUUAUAUAGCAAAUAUUGGCGCAAGAUAAAAACUCAAAUUUCUUUUAAACAUUUCUCUUCAUCUCCCCUGUUUCCGAUAGUCACACGCCGCUGCGUUCGUGGCCAUCCGACGAAAAAAAACGUCCACCGCCACCGAUCUGCGGCCUAAUAUGCCGAUGACUCUAGAAGAACUUUUGGAUUCACAGACCUCGACGGAAACCUACUUUUCAGGAGUAGAGGAAAAGUCUUCAGCCUCCACAUCCGCCGUCUUGCUCGACGCCGCCGGUAACCCUAUCAUCACCUUCCAGCAGAAGGUUUUCAGAGGAGAGCGGAUUCAAAGAAUAUGCUUUUUUAGUGUGAGAAAGUCAUCGAUGAUUCAGUUCAAGACGAAGCUGGAUAUGUCCAUGGUUGCUAAUUCCAAAGAGGAUCGCUGUGAUUUUAGGAUUGAAGGUAGCUGGUUUGAGCGAUCAUGCGCCAUAUACGCCAGAGACACCAAUAAUGUCAUUGCUCAACUUUACUUAAUGGAUUCUACUACUAAUUGGCUUCAUUCGAUCUUUGUUGAGACAGAGGCCAAAAAUAUUGUGAGUGAUCAAAGGCCUAAACUAUUGAUAAGUAGAAGUGAACAGAGGCCUAAGUUAUGAUAUACCCUAAGGAGCUCAAAACAAGGAAUUUGCACCUUUCUUCAUUCAGAUUUUACAAUUUUGAAUGCCAAGAAAGCCGUUGUCAAAUUCAACCUUUUCGAACAUGGUAAGGCAAGAAUCACCAUAUUUUAUAGCAUGAUGGAAGAGUUUGCUAUAAAUUAUGCAUUAUUCCUACUCUAAAUGGAAAUGGAACUAUAUUCUGUUAUGCAUGCUGCCUUUUAUCUUUCUUUCUAAUUUGCUUUUCUUGCAUAUCAUGGAUAAUAUAUUAAUGUGCACCUCGACACUUGGUGAAUUAGUUAACAAAGUAAGAGAUCUGUAGACUAUCCUGUUUUAUUUCUUACGGCAGAAUACAUUUUAUUUGUACAUGCACUAAAACUAAAUUGUUGUAGGUGUUUACAAAGAUAAAGUAUGGGGCUUACUCUAAUAUUAAGUAGUAACUCUCAGGAUGUAUUCCGGAUUACUCCCUGUAGCUAUUUUACUUGUAGCAAGAAAAUGUCGACAGCUCCUCCGAUGUUAUUCAAACGAACGGAUGCUCGAAGACGGUGGUGCGGAUAGAGGCGAGCAUACUCGGAGAAACAAACUGCUGCAUUGGUAGAACAAGUGAAAAGCCUUUAGUCAACCAUUCCUACAAAUGAAAAGAAGCUAAGGAUAGAUUAAGCAAUGUAGACUCCAUGAAGUGUGUAAAACAAUUUUAUUUAAUUGAAUACAUUUCUGAAUUCCAUUUA
Salvia splendens (bonfire salvia) is the source of this 1377-nucleotide messenger RNA. RefSeq names its product protein LURP-one-related 15. The coding region runs from base 182 to 652 and encodes 156 amino acids. The transcript is spliced from 6 exons. The record is from RefSeq and is a predicted model, not a curated record. NCBI's taxonomy places the organism in Eukaryota, Viridiplantae, Streptophyta, Magnoliopsida, Lamiales, Lamiaceae.